AUGGCCGACAACGAGGUGAGCGCGCACAUCGAGCAGCGAAUUGUCAUGAAGAUUCUCGUGAAUGAAUGCAUAAAGUCAUCCAAAAUUCACAGAAGACUUCAGGCCCAGUAUUGCCACGAUACACUUAGCCGCAGCAAAUCGUUUGAGUGGUGCAAACCGUUCCGAGACGGCCGCACAUCACUCAAGGACGAUCCCGGCCGGAGCGGCUCAGAGCCCAGUGUGAGACUUCCUGAGAACAUCCAACUUGUGGAGCGCCUGAUCCUCAAAGACCGACGGAUAACAUGUCUCGAACUGGCUCGAAAGACGGACCUUUCUGUGGGAAUGUUGAACGCUAUCAUUCAUGAACACCUCCAGUUUCGGAAAGUUAGUGCCUGUUGGGUCCCAAGGCAGCUCUCCGCGUUUGACUGGCAGAGAAGACUGGAAAUCCCCCAGAGCUAA
Messenger RNA from Ornithodoros turicata, 438 nucleotides. RefSeq names its product protein GVQW3-like. Lineage: Eukaryota; Metazoa; Arthropoda; Arachnida; Ixodida; Argasidae. The record is from RefSeq and is a predicted model, not a curated record. The transcript has a single exon. Bases 1 to 438 code for a protein of 145 amino acids.